This is a messenger RNA of Budorcas taxicolor (takin), 909 nucleotides long. Its product is annotated as potassium/sodium hyperpolarization-activated cyclic nucleotide-gated channel 2-like. The transcript is spliced from 2 exons. NCBI's taxonomy places the organism in Eukaryota, Metazoa, Chordata, Mammalia, Artiodactyla, Bovidae. The record is from RefSeq and is a predicted model, not a curated record. The coding region runs from base 1 to 909 and encodes 302 amino acids.
AUGCGCGCCGGUCCUCAUACCUCACGUGCUCCUGGGGUUUCGGCGCCCCGCGGCAGAGGGCCGCGUCACUGGGCUCGAGAGCCCGGACCCCGCCGCCGCGGGAAGAGCGGAAGCCCGCCACUUCCGCCUCGCGAGCGGCGCUUCCGGCCGCGAUGGGGCGGGGCGGCCCGCGCUCCCAGGCCCCGCCCACCGCGCGGCCCCGCCCGGAAGGGUGCCCGUUUCCCACGCCCCGCCUGUUCCCCGCGCGCUUCCCUCCCGGUCCCCGGCUCAGCCAGCCCAGGUCCUGACUCCGUGACCCGGACCGCUAGCAAGACGGUCUGUCAGAGGCGCCCGGGCGGAAACGGGUCCCGCACCCCACCACUGGCCAUCAGACCCCGCGGCGAGCGUCAGGGCGCCCGGUCUCCCGGCGGGGAGACCCGCAGUCCCGCGAGGGCCCCGGGGCCCCUCCGUCCCUCCCCGCUCCCUCGCACCUCACCGCGGGCUCUACAGUACACAGUCCCGGAGCAAGCCCUCGUCUCCAGAUCCCGGCGUCCCGGGCGGGCCACGUGCGCCCGGCUGUCGCGCGCCCCGCCCCCGGGGAGGAGCCGGCCGGCUCCCGGCCACUCGGCCCGAGGCCCGGCGCCCGCAGCCUUCCCGGCGCCUCCCCGGCCGGCCCCCGCCCCGCGCCCGCCCUCCGCCGCGCUGGCCCUUCCCGCCGCCUCACCCGGCCCGCCCGUCUGUCUUUCCAGUCUGGCCGGGGGGCCGCACGCUCGGCGGCUCGGGCCGUGCGACCGGACGGAGUGUCCCCGUGCCCAGUGUUUCCGGAGCGGCAUCCCAGCCCUGGGCCCGGCGGCAGCUCGCCGGGACCGGGAGUGCCCGGUUCCCGCCGGGAAGCUGCGGGCGGGGCCUGCCGGGCUCCCGGGACCCUAA